AUGUCCAACAGCACCGACAGAGCGCCUUCGCAGGCCGGUGUCCUCGAGGGCCUCAACCCAGCCAAGUACAAUUCGAAUGAUCCCAUUAUUCUUUUUAUUAUCCAGGCCGGCCUGAUCCUCAUAACAUGCCACCUUUUGCAUUGGCCUCUGGCCAAGAUUCGCCAGCCGCGAGUCAUUGCCGAAGUUGUUGGCGGUAUCAUUCUUGGUCCGUCUGUAAUGGGUCGCAUACCGGGUUUCAAGGACUCUAUUUUCCCCACCGAAUCGCUUCCCGGUCUGUCGCUUGUCGCCAAUCUCGGUCUUGUUCUAUAUCUCUUCCUCAUUGGCAUGGAGACGAAUGUGCGCUUCCUUAUUAGCAACUGGCGCAUUGCCUCCGCCGUCGCAGUGGGUGGCCUGGCUCUCCCCUUCGGUCUUGGAUGCGCCCUGGCCUGGGGUCUCUACCACCAGUUCCGCGAUGAAGAGGGUCUCGUGCAUAUUGAGUUCAGCACAUAUAUGCUCUUCAUUGGUGUUGCCAUCGCUAUUACCGCCUUCCCAGUGUUGUGCAGAAUCCUGACUGAGCUCAAUCUUCUCUCGACUACGGCUGGCAUUAUCACCCUCUCUGCUGGUGUCGCGAACGAUGUCAUUGGCUGGAUUCUCCUUGCUCUUUGCGUAACUCUGGCAAACGCUGGCAACGGGCUCACCUCCCUCUACAUUCUGCUCUGCUGUCUGGGGUACCUUCUCCUUCUUCUCUAUGUCAUAAAGCCUUUGCUCUACAGGUUCAUCAAGUGGAUGGGCAACCUCGAGACCGGCCCCUCACAGAGUGUCAUUGCUCUCAUUCUUCUCGUCGCUCUUGCCUCUGCCUUCUUCACCGGUAUCAUUGGAGUCCACCCCAUCUUCGGUGGAUUCAUGGUUGGUCUGAUCGUUCCUCGUGACAAUGGAUUUGCCCUCAAAGUCACCGAGAAGCUUGAGGAUGUGAUCGGUGCUCUUUUCUUGCCACUUUAUUUCACCUUGUCCGGUCUUAAGACAAAUCUGGGGUUGCUUGACAACGGCAUCACCUGGGGAUAUGUCUUUGCUGUUACUCUCACCGCGUUUUUCAGUAAGAUCAUCGGCGCAACUCUUGCUGCUCGUUUUAGCGGUAUCGUCUGGCGCGAAUCCUUCACCAUUGGCGCUCUUAUGAGUUGCAAGGGUUUGGUGGAAUUGAUUGUCCUGAACAUUGGUCUGCAAGCCAAGAUCUUGAGCACCAGGACCUUCACUAUUUUUGUCGUCAUGGCUCUUCUCACAACCUUUAUAACCACCCCCCUUGUGACUUUCCUCUACCCCGUUUGGUACCAGGAGAAGCUGGCCGCCUGGAAGAGGGGCGAGAUUGAAUGGGAUGAGACAAGACAACCCAGUCAGACGACCGACGAUGCUAUUACCUCCAAGGACAUUCCUUCCAACAACCGAGUGAAUCAGCUCAUGGUGUACCUCCGGCUUGAUAACCUUCCGGGUCUGCUGAACCUCGUAUCUCUGUUUGGCAACGAGGCAACAAUUGAUGAUUAUCAGACCGACGACAGCAACAACCAUGGCGCUUUCUCCCCAGAGAAGGCCCCGGCUGCUCCACCUGUGAGGUCGGUCAAGGCCCAUGGCCUCCGUCUUAUCCAGCUGGGCGAUCGUGAUUCAGCCGUCAUGACCGUCCGUGACACCACCGGAAUGACAGUAUCUGAGAUUGAAGAAUACACUAGGAAUGACCCUAUCCUCAACACAUGGCGUAUUGUAGGCCAGCUCUUCCGUGUGGCGGUUUCAGGAGAAGUCGCCACAAUGCUGGGUAGCCGGUUCGCAGAAGCACUCUUGACAAAGGCUUCCAAUAUCUCAGCCGAUCUCCUCGUCGUUCCUUGGAGUGGCUCGGGCACUCUGGAUGACAGCGCGCAGCAUGUCCAUGAGAGCAAGUUGUCUUCAACUUACUUGCAAUUCACCAACUCCGUCUAUGCCUCGAACCAGCGAAACAUUGGCGUCUACUUCCCCAAGGGUGCGCUACACGUUGAGGCAAGCCAGCCCGACUCGCCAAGCAGGCUCCAGCGCACAUUCUCUUUCAGCGACAUUCACCGCGAAAUCAACCCUCUUCCCGUAAAGAAGAAGGCCCAGCGCAUCAUUCUCCCAUUCUUCGGUGGCAACGAUGACAAGCUAGCCCUGAUGCUACUGUACCAGCUCUGCGAGAAGCGUGAGGUCUCUGCUAUUGUCUACCACAUGUACUCCGAUAACUCCGAGUCUGACGACCGCGAGUACCUCCGGGCUGUCUCCGAGUCGGUUAAACAAUCCAUCUCCUCCCGCGUAGAAAUCAAGUUCAACCCAACCAACGAUGUGGCGGAUGAGCUGGUCUCCAACAUUGCCUCCGCCAUCCAGAAGGACACCAGGGACACCACAUGGAACAACCUCGUUCUCAUCGGGCGUCGCGGAUCUGCGGGCAAGCUGCCCAAUGGUAAGGCUCGAGCCGACGCCCCAAGCGACGUCGUCGACUGCCUUGGUGGCGCUGCCGCCCUCCUCAUCAGCUCCGAGGUCGAGGCAGACCUUUUGGUCAUCCAGGCCAAGGCCACGGCGUAG
Messenger RNA from Clonostachys solani, 2553 nucleotides. The record is from the annotation of a GenBank genome assembly. Lineage: Eukaryota; Fungi; Ascomycota; Sordariomycetes; Hypocreales; Bionectriaceae.